This is a messenger RNA of Helianthus annuus (common sunflower), 890 nucleotides long. RefSeq lists its product as uncharacterized. Bases 105 to 707 code for a protein of 200 amino acids. NCBI's taxonomy places the organism in Eukaryota, Viridiplantae, Streptophyta, Magnoliopsida, Asterales, Asteraceae. The transcript has 2 exons. The record is from RefSeq and is a predicted model, not a curated record.
ACGCUCCCCCUUUUCCCUUUUUCGUCUCUAGUAACACAAUAUUUUAAACUCAUAUCUUUCUUCAACCUCUCUCUCUUUCUCAAAUCAAAUCUCUGUUUCUCAACAUGCCGACGACGACGAUGCGCUCCCAUCGGAAACCACCUCUAGGGUUGAGAUCUCCAAUCCGGCUUCGUCCCCGCUGCCCCCUUCAGUCAUCUCUACCUAAUCUUCAAACCCCAUCAGGCACUUCAACAAAGUCUCGUUUACCUAAACAAUCUUCGGUCAAAGAAGAAUCUGAACUCCACCCUAAAUACCACACGAUGUCUUGUGAACUAAACGCCUUAACGAAGAUGGUUCAAGAUACUCUGUGGGGAUCCACUACUACAAAUCAAUCUGUAACUGAGGGGCCUUUGUUUCAAAGGGGCAAGUUUUAUGAAGAGUAUUCUGCAAGAAGAAACGAGAGGCUGAAAAGGAAGCGAGGCGAAUCUGUGGUUGAGAAAAAGACUCCAUGCAAACAGUAUCUUGGAGUUAGAGUCGAGUCAGCAAAGAGAACAACUGCGGAAGUCAAGAAGUUUGAGAGUGCGAGGAAGAUGAUGACCCCGAUGAUGGAGAGGAGACAGACAGCAACGACACAAAGAUAUUCGCUAAGAAGUAGCUGCAAAGAAAACAAGAAGCCACCAUUGGCGAUGAGCUACAUGGGCGGUGCGACUGCAAGAAAAGGGUACUAGCAAAUGGUUUCAUUCAUUAGACAAUGGUUUAGGAUUAUGGAUAAUGUUCUUGGGUUUGUGUUUGAUUGUUUAUGGUCAUGGAUGAUUUUCUUGUAAGAUGCAAAUUUCAUAGCUUUAUCAUGAAAUGCAUCAAGUGCUUUAAACUAUGAUGGUAGUAUUUAUGUUUGGGGUAUAUUAGACUUA